This is a messenger RNA of Australozyma saopauloensis, 1326 nucleotides long. Its product is annotated as ubiquinol--cytochrome-c reductase subunit. Bases 1 to 1326 code for a protein of 441 amino acids. The record is from RefSeq and is a predicted model, not a curated record. Lineage: Eukaryota; Fungi; Ascomycota; Pichiomycetes; Serinales; Metschnikowiaceae. Gene Ontology annotation, biological process: aerobic respiration. Gene Ontology annotation, molecular function: metalloendopeptidase activity; metal ion binding. The transcript has a single exon. Gene Ontology annotation, cellular component: mitochondrion.
AUGAUUCGUGGUCUCCGCUCGCGCGCUCCUGCCGCCCGUCGUCUUGUCUCCACCUACAACGCCGCUCCAAGGUUCACAACCCUUUCUAACGGUACUACUGUGGUUACCGAACAAAACCCACACGCUACCUCUGCCGCCGUGGGUGUUUACUUCGGUGCUGGUUCCAGAGCUGAGAACCCAUACAACAAUGGUGUUGGUGCAUUGGGUCUGGCCAUUUUGGGUCUGGGCUUGAAGGAUGGUGUUUUGUUGUCUCUGUAUGCUACCAAGGAGCUCAACGGUGUUAUUGGUCAAUCCACCAACGAGAACGCUGCUGCUGCUGCCAAGACCGUUGCCUCCUUGGUUUCUAGCUAUGCUGAGGUGAUUGAGAAGUCUGACUUUGCUGCUGCUAAGGAUGCCCAGAUCGCCAAGAUCGACGCUUUGGAGAACACCCCAUCGUCUAUGGUUUUGGAGCACCUUAACGCUACUGCUUUCCAGGGUCACUCUCUUGGUUUGCCAACUUUGGGUACUUACAACUCUGUCUCUGACUUGGAGCACUCCGACGCUACCAGAUUCUUGGAGUCUGCUUUGGUGGCCCACAACACCGUUAUCUCCGCCUCUGGUAACGUUGACCACGACGCCAUUGUUGACGCCGUCGAGUCUUCCUUGAAGCUCGCUCCUGGCUACAAGGCUGCUGCUCCUGCUGCUCCUUUCUUGGGUUCUGAGGUCAGAUUGAGAGAUGACACCAUCCCUAAGGCUUACAUCUCCAUUGCUGCUCAAGGUGAGGGCAUCAACUCCCCAGCUUACCACGUUGCUCAGGUUGCUGCUGCCAUUUUCGGUUCUUUCGACCACAACGCUGCCAUUGCUAAGUUCACCUCUCCUAAGUUGGCUUCCAUCGUCCAGGACUACCACAUCGUAGACAAGUACACCCACUUCUCCACCUCUUACUCCGACACCGGUUUGUGGGGUUUCAACGCCGAGAUCUCUAACCUUUACAACAUCGACGACUUUGUACACUUCACCUUGAAGGAGUGGAACAGAUUGACCGUCUCUAUCACCGAUGCUGAGGUUGCCAGAGGUAAGAACGCUGCUAAGGUUGCUUUGUUGGGUGCCUUGAACUCUCCUGUUGCUGUCUCUUCUGAGAUUGCCUCUAAGGUCUUGUUGAACGGCUUCAGAGCUUCUGUUGAGCAAGACUUGGCCUCCAUCGACGCUAUCACCACAAGCGACGUCAAGGCUUGGGCUUCUGCUGCCUUGUGGGACAAGGACAUUGCUAUUGCCGGUACUGGAUCCAUCGAGGGUUUGUUGGACUACAACAGAGCCAGAAACGACAUGGCCAUGAUGAGAUUCUAA